Molecule: messenger RNA, 5114 nt
Organism: Sphaeramia orbicularis (orbiculate cardinalfish)
Lineage: Eukaryota; Metazoa; Chordata; Actinopteri; Kurtiformes; Apogonidae
Exons: 4
Coding region: 297-1241 (314 amino acids)
Biological process (GO): DNA integration
Molecular function (GO): nucleic acid binding
Source: RefSeq, a predicted model, not a curated record
ACAUCUAUAAAUUAAAUCCUGUCCUGGAGGAUGAUGUGCUGCGAGUUGGAGGACGUCUCGGUAGGGCUGUUAUGUCUGAAGAGUCCAAGCAUCCUGUCAUAAUCGCUAAAGACCUUCACAUUUCUAAACUUGUUGUACAGUAUAUCCCUAAAGAGGUGGGUCAUGGUGGCAGGAACCACAUUCUCUCAAAACUGCAUCAGAAAUACUGGAUCCCUGGUGCUGGCACUUUGAUAAGGAAGAUUGUGAUGAGGUGUGGGGUCUGCAGACGGCUUCAUGGAGCUGUAGAACAGUAACAAAUGGCUGACUUACCUGAAAGCAGAGUGACUCCAGAGAAACCUCCUUUUACCUUUGUUGGAGUGGAUUACUUUGCUCCGUUUGAAGUUAAGCAUGGAAGAAGUCUUGUGAAGAGAUAUGGAGUUAUAUUCACAUGUUUGGUAAUUAGGGCUGUACAUAUUGAGGUUGCCUCAUCUCUUGACACUGAUUCCUUCAUUAACGCCCUACACCGUUUUAUAGCAAGAAGAGGCCAGGUUCAAGAGCUGCGUUCUGACAAUGGUACCAACUUUGUGUGGGCGGAUCGCGAGCUGAGGCGGGCCAUGGAAGAGUGGAACCAUGAAAGGAUCACGGAUAUGUUGUCUUUGAAGGGAGUUAGAUGGAUCUUCAACCCUCCUACUGGAUCGCAACAUGGCGGAGCAUGGGAGUGGUUGAUUCGCUCUAUCAGAAAGGUCCUAAACUCCACCCUGCAGACACAGCAUUUGGAUGAGGAAGGACUCCAAACAGCCCUUUGUGAAGUUGAGCCAAUCCUCAACAGUAGACCCAUUACACAGGAAUCAAUGGACCCGAACGACUUGGAAGCCCUAACACCAAACCAUCUCCUCCUUCUUAAAUCCAAUCCAUGCUUACCACCUGGUCUGUUCCAGAAGGACGAUCUCUAUGCACGUAAGAGAUGGAAGAAGGUCCAGUACAUCUCUGACUUCUUUUGGAAAAGAUGGAUUAAGGAAUAUCUGCCACAACUUCAACAGCGCCAGAAAUGGACAAGGAUUAAACGCAACUUCAUGCCUGGAGACGCGGUCCUCAUAGUGGAUGACUCUAUGCCACGUGGUUCCUGGAUCAUUGGCAGAGUCACUGCAACUGUUCCAGACAAGAAAGGACUUGUGCAUCAAGUCUGGAUUAAGACUCCAACCAACCAUGUAUGCCGGCCUGUCACGAAGUUAUGCCUUCUUCAGGAGGCCUCCAACCCUUGAUGACAUUCUUGACCCGACUUGAUGUGACUACAAUACGUGCUUGACUCGACAUGACAACAUUACCAGACAUGCAUCACAGACUGGUUUGAUAUCUAGGCUAAAUCCUGAUAACCUCCGACCUAUGAUUGAUAAUGGGGGAGAAGAAAGAACUGAAGUGGACAGUGAUGGACUUCUAAAUGGUGUCUUAUCGCUAUGUGAUGUAAUGUGUGGUUAUGUGUUGUGUGUUCUGGGUCACGGUGUUGAAUGUGUAAUUAUUACUAUGUUGUGUCGUAAUAAUUACGGGCCGGAAUAUAGGAGACAGAUGUGGGCACAGUGAUGUAGCAACUACGUAAUGACGUAUUUUAAUUGGAUCACAUGGUGUUGGUGACGGUAGCAGUUCGCGAUAUAUAUCACUGGUUCACUUUAGGUGCGGUUUGGUAGUGAGUGGGUGAUGGGGGGAAGCUCACUUUUUGCUGACCACUUUGUUUUGUCCUUUUAAGUAUAUUUUUUUAUCAUGGAUUAACUUAACGCCAAUGAACUGAAUAGCAAGCUGUUUUUAAUGCUUGGAUGCCUGAAGAAUUUUUGUGAUAUGAAAUAAAGGAGUCUUGUUUAAACCAUGGAUUGUUCUUUGGACUGUCAGGCAAUUUCCCCCCGUUCAGCCGCUCAGCGACAUGAACUUUGUUAGAUAGUCGCCAAAAUUAAUCUUCAUGAGUAGGGUUGGGCAUCGAGCAUCGAUUGGAACCAGGACUAACUUUACGAUUGUCCCGGAAUCGUUCAAAUUUUUAAAUUUCAAUUCCUAGUUUCGAUACCUAGUCCGCCGACCUGAAGAAGAAUCUGCCGAACACCAAUGAAGAAGAAUCCGCCGGAAGUAUUUUACCAUGAAACCAUGGACACUGCUUGGCGGCGGUCAAAAGUGUGGCUUCACUUUUGUAAAAAAAAAAAUAGUGACCAAUCUGCAGACUGCAACAUUUGUAAAACGAUAAUAUCUUGUAAAAGAGAGUGCACGACCAAUAUGAUAAAACACCUUCAGAUUCAUGGUGUGCAAAUAUCAGAGUGCCCUGUUUUUGACACACUGCGCCGGCCUUCUUCCGUUGCCUCUUCAUCCGCUGCAUCUUCCUCCGGCUCCGACCCUCAGACUAGCACCGAACUCCAGCCCAAAUCCGGUAAGUAAAAGUCUCAACUACAUCAACACUGAGGCAGCUAACAAGUUAUACUCGACGUAAAACGGUGUGGCCACUCAAAUACCUAGCUAACGUUAGCCCAUGUAUUUUUUCAUAGACCAACGCCCUGAGAUUGCUAACAUUAGCCAGGCAAUUAGCAAUACUCCGCGAUGUGCUACGCCUACUCUGUUCACCAUAGCAGCCAAGGGAAAGAUGUCAGUGCAACAAGUGGAAGAGUGCCACAGAAAGGUUACCGCAUACAUUGUGAAAAACCUGCACCCAUUUUCAGAUGUGGAAUCACCAACAUUUAGGUUAGUUAAGUAAUAACGAUAGAGCUAAGCUAAUUAAUACUGAGCUAAGGUUAUAGUAACAGUGACAUUACGUGUUUGCUUGUGUUUGCAAGGACAUGGUGAAAACCCUAAACCCCAAAUACACACCUCCUUCCAGGGACUACUUAUCAAAUAAAUUAAUCCCAUCUUGGUACAAGGUCGAGAAGUCCAAUGUAAUUUCAGAGCUCAGUGACAUCUGCUCUGUUGCACUCACAUGUGAUGGCUGGAGUAGCAUCACACAGGACCAUUACCUCACCAUCACAGCACACUAUAUAGUAGACAGCAAAAUGCAGCGAAAAGUGCUAAAAGCAAAAGCUGUUUACUAAGCACAGACCGGUUGUGUUGUGGCAGAGGAAAUCAGUGACAUUCUGUCAGAGUUUGGCAUUUCUGAUAAAAUUGUAGCAAUCACUGUAGAUAAUGCUGCCAUUAUGGAUGUGGCUGUUAAGUGCCUGCAAUUUGUGAAAAUGUGCUGUUUUGCCCAUACACUUAAUCUAGCAGCACAAAGUCUGUACUCUCUAAAUUCAGUGACUCAGUGGGUGGCCAAGAUCCGAACCAUUGUUGUGUGGAUGAAGAGGUGCUUGAUGGCAAAGGUGGUUCUCCAAGAGAAGCAAAAACUUCUACGUAAGGCACACAAAGUUCACUUUAUUUAUCCGUCGUGCAAUGACAUUAACAUAAUGACUUUUUAUUUCUGAUUUUAUUUUUAUUUUUGAGCUCUGUGGAGUAGUACUUGAUAGUAUUUGAGUCCAAUUUGUCUGUCUGCUAAAUGACUUAAAAUUAAUGUUAUUGUUUUUGUCAGAGCUGCCCCAACACUCACUCAUCCUUGAUGUGAGAACAUGAUGGAACUCUCUGUAUCUAAUGCUGGAGAGAUUCACAGAGCAGUACCUUGCAAUUCAAGCAGCCAGCUUGGAUCAGCGGCUGAGAAAAAAUAUGGAAAGGGACAGGUAGCGAUAGACAGAUGAUCUUAGACACAAAAAUACCAAUACCCUCAAAAUAUGAAUUCAAAGAACAGUAUAAGAGUGAAUACACUGCAUCUGUGAUUCACUGACAGUGAAUUGAUUGUCUUGACUUACUACAAAGAGCUGUUACUAUGACAGACUAUAUGCUAAUGUAGGGAGUGUGUAUGUUAGGUGUUUUGUUAUAAAGCAAGAGAAUAUUUCUAACAGCAAUCUGUGUGUUCUUAAUUCUUUUUCAUACAGGCUUGCUCGGCUGACAGAGGAGGAUUUUCGGAGUUCUGAAGACUUCGUCAAUGUCAUGAAAGUUCUCUACACGUCAACACUAUGCGUGUCUUCAGAAAAGAGCCCCACAUGCGGACAGAUACUACCCAUUCUCCAAAAGCUCGAUGCACAUCUGACUGUGAAAGAGGGAGACACAGUGUUUGUAUCCAACCUUAAAAAACAGAUUUGGGCAAACCUAUCUAAGUGCCACCAGAAUGAUGAGAUCAGGAACUUUCUCCAAAUGGCCAGUGUGUUGGAUCCGCGCUUUAAAAAUAAGUUGGAUGAUGACACCAUCUGGAACCAGAUCCAGAGGAAGCUGAUUGAACAGUCAACAGAGGAAGACUGUGGAGCUGAUGGAGACACCAUGCAGUCUGAGGAAAGGCCUGAGAAUGAGGCAGAGAAGGAGACUUAGGAAGAGGAGUGUCAGCCACCUCCCCACAAACUGUCCAGGAAGACUCCACUGGAAGAGCUGUUCGCUGAGGAAGAGGCACAGAACAUAGUGUCACAGCAGAGCUCCAUGUCCAUCAAGAAACGAGUGGAGAGAGAGCUUCAGAUAUACCAGGAAAUUCCACCGGCCAUCAUGUCCGAGCACCCUGCUGCAUGGUGGUGGAACCAGCGAAAGACUUGUCCUUUGCUGUCAGAUCUCACUUUAUCAUAUUUAUGCAUUCAAGCUUCUUCUACACCCAGUGAACGGGUGUUCUCCACUGCAGGGGACACUAUCUGUCCACAACGUUCAUGCAUACUGCCUGAGAAGGCAGAUAUGCUCAUUUUCCUUAACAAGAACUGUUUCUGAUUCUGAACUGUGGAUCAGACACUUAGGAGGAUGUGUGUCUUUCAUGAAUUUUCUAAAGUUUUCAUAAAUAAAGCACUCUUGUGAAACAUGUACCCCUGUGAAAAGAAAAUGUAUCAUAUUUAUAUUCCAGGUCAUAGAUUUGAUAUUUAUAUACCAGUUGUAAACAGCCCUGUGAGAAAUUCAUAGUAAAGUUAAUAAAAAGUAAAAAGUUCAUAGAUUAAAAUUCAUGGAAAAAUCCACAGUAUUUCAACCAGAAAGACCUCUGGUUAGCUAGCUCAUUUAAAAUAUGUAAACCUUUUUGAUCCUGCCUCUUAAAAGAAUCGGAAUUGGGAAUCGUUACGAACCGGAAUCGAAACGAGGAAUUGGAAUCAGAAUCGUUCAUAUUCAAACAAUGCCCA